CUUUUUUGAAGAAGCUGAAAAUCGUGAAAAUGACAAAGCUUUUAGUAUUUGUUUGAUAUAUUUUAAUUUUUUUCCUUCGCUUUUUUAUCGUUUCUAUCUCUUAAUUUUUUGCAUAUUAUGAACACUUCAUCUUUUCAAGCUUAUGAUGGCAUCAAAUUUAUCUAUAAACUGAUCACUACUGUCUUCUUUCGAGAAAUUAAAGUCAGGUAAUAACAGUGUACAAUCCUACAAAUAUAGAAUGAAGCGUAUCUUGAAUACCAAUUUUAUCCGAUAGUGGAGCUCAAUAUAUACCUCAAAACGAUCCAUGCAUCUUCAUUGUUGCGCCCCAUGCCAAUCAGUAAGUUCUCGGAACGUAUAAGAAACCAACUUUGCGAAUUGACAGCUUAAGCAAUGCUAUUAUUUGACAUAAUUGCAGGUUUGUGGAUCCGGGAAUGGUGAUGAUAUCAUCCCCACGCUAUGCCUCGCCUUUAAUGGCAGAAUCUUCUUUUAAGCGUAAAAUAAUAGGAUGGGGCGCCAGGGCUCUGAAAGCCAUACCCGUUAUCCGUCCACAAGAUCUAGCUUCAGAAGGCGUUGGUAAAUUGAUUGUCAAAGCAGAUGAUAAAUUUACUUUAUAUGGAGAAGGCACACAAUUCAAACGGCAAGUCGCACCACGAGAUACCAUUGUUAUAUCAAAAUCCAGAUCCAUUUCUUACCAAAUAGAGCAAGUUAUAUCAGAUACUGAGAUCAAAUUGAAACAAGAGUUAAGCCAAGAAGCCAUUAACUUUAUCACCCACGCCAACAGUAGUAGCCCCUCAAAGCAGAUUAAACCUUAUAAAAUCAUACCUCAUGUGGAUCAGAGUGUUUUAUAUGAAAAAGUGACUGAAAGACUGACGAAAGGUGAAUCCAUAGUUAUUUUCCCAGAAGGUGGUAGCCAUGACAGAUUAGAAAUGUUACCGUUAAAAGCCGGAUUUGCCAUCAUGGCCCUAAAUGCUGUGGCCAAGAACGAACAUUUGAAUGUUAAAAUUGUACCCGUGGGGCUGAAUUACUUCCACCCUCAUCGCUUCCGGUCUCGAGCUGUCGUCUCCUACGGUGCGCCCAUUUCUGUUUCUCCCAACCUUGUCGAGGCUUACCAACGAGGAGGAGCAGACAAACGGGCAGCCAUUGCUAGCUUGUUGGAUGAAGGUUAUGAGGCACUUAAAAGUGUUACAGUGAAUGCCCCAGAUUAUGACAGACUGAUGAUCAUUGCUACGGCUCGCCGAUUAUACAAACCUGCAGAUGAACAUAAAUUAACUAUCGAUCAAGUUGUAGAACUGAACCGCCGAUUUUUAUUGGGAUAUACGUUUUUCGAAAAGGAUCCUCGCCUCGUUGAACUAGCACGAUGCAUUCAGGCCUACAAUAAUACACUCAAAUAUUUUGGAUUGCGUGAUUAUCAGAUAGCUAAAAGCACCUCAAUUGCAUAUAAUGAUGAUAUGACAGUUUAUUCAGCCUCACUUAUAUUGCUAUCGCGCGUUAUGAAGCUGCUAUUUUUGGCUAUUUUUGGCUUUCCUGCCUUAUUGAUCAACUCCCCUAUCAUCAUACUGUCUUUGAUAAUCAGUCAGAAAAAGCAGAAAGAAGCACUUGCCGGGUCUUCUGUCAAAAUUGCCGCACGUGACGUAUUAGCCACCUGGAAGAUAUUAGUGGCUGUCGUUGGUAUACCUUCUCUCUAUGGCUUCUAUUCCGUUUUAUUAUUUGCCUAUCUCUAUGUACACGAAUACAGCCAUGCCUUCUCUUUAUCCUUGUUAGUCUGGGUCCUAUUACCGUUUGUCCAAUAUAUGUGCGUAUUACUUUUAGAGAACAGCAUUGAUAUAUACAAGUCAUUGUACCCUCUGUUCCUAUCCUUAUUUAACCCUGAUGGGUUAAAUACAGUACGUAAAAUGAGAGAAAACCUCUCGGAAACGAUUACUAAAUUUAUAGAUGAGAAUGGAUCGAUUGCUUUAAAGGAUUUCGACAAGAACAAAUUUGAUAAGCUUGAAUUACAUGAGAAGGUCAAAUCCAGGAAAUUGAUGAAGGAUAUGGAAGAGCCUGCGACCAAAGGAUUACUACGAAGAUGGUUUGAUGACAAAUAUCUUUUCUUCAGUUCUAAAAGAAGAAGAUAUAGCUAUGAAGAUAAUGGCAGCAGCAGCAGCGAUAUUAAUAGUGGCAGUAGUAGUAGUGAUAGUGAAACUAAUUUUUGAAUUGUAACACAAAACUGAGGCACUUUUUUUUUUUUUUUCAUUUGUUCUUUGUACUUUUU
Mycotypha africana is the source of this 2251-nucleotide messenger RNA. RefSeq lists its product as uncharacterized. Gene Ontology annotation, cellular component: endoplasmic reticulum membrane. Gene Ontology annotation, biological process: phospholipid biosynthetic process. Gene Ontology annotation, molecular function: glycerol-3-phosphate O-acyltransferase activity; glycerone-phosphate O-acyltransferase activity. The transcript is spliced from 4 exons. Lineage: Eukaryota; Fungi; Mucoromycota; Mucoromycetes; Mucorales; Mycotyphaceae. The record is from RefSeq and is a predicted model, not a curated record. The coding region runs from base 432 to 2192 and encodes 586 amino acids.